Suncus etruscus (white-toothed pygmy shrew) is the source of this 3182-nucleotide messenger RNA. RefSeq names its product cadherin 12 (gene CDH12). NCBI's taxonomy places the organism in Eukaryota, Metazoa, Chordata, Mammalia, Eulipotyphla, Soricidae. Gene Ontology annotation, molecular function: calcium ion binding; cadherin binding. Gene Ontology annotation, cellular component: plasma membrane; adherens junction; catenin complex. Gene Ontology annotation, biological process: cell-cell junction assembly; multicellular organism development; calcium-dependent cell-cell adhesion. The transcript has 14 exons. The record is from RefSeq and is a predicted model, not a curated record. Bases 694 to 3078 code for a protein of 794 amino acids.
GCGUUUCUGAGAAGAGAGGCAUCCUCUUCCUGGAAGAAAGUGCUGGCUUCUGGCUGCCGGGGCUGGGAGCAGCAUCCUUGGAUGCAAGGGGGACACAGCCUGCACAGGCAGUUUGUGGGUUCAGUGAUUUAGAAAGGAGGCAAAGAGCCAGAGCUGAAAGAGAGAGGAGGGAGGGUCUCACCUUGGUUCAGUGCAAGGCUGGUGGUUGCAUUCUGCUGCUGGCUGGUCAGUCCUGCUGUCCCUUCUUGCAGCUGUCAUUUCUGUCAUCAGCUCAGUUUGACUCUGUUUUGGAAUAUCAUCUCUUUGGAACUCAAUGAAGCUUUUGAAGUUUUAAAGCAUGCCAGUCCUUCUAAAGACAGCAAGGGGCUCAACAUAAACAGGAAAGAACAGCACAGCAUGCGAUUCCUUGGAAGGUGUUGAUUGAAAACUUCCAUCCGCCCUCCCCGUUCUCUCGCUCCAUUUGCCUGAUUUCUCCCCCCAAGAUCCCAGAGAAUAUUGCAAUUAAGAUCCCUUUAGAUGGAAUAUAAUACAUCUGAAAGCUUUUCAUCAAAAGGAUUAAUGCCCACAUUAUCAUUGCUGCUAUAGAAAAAGAAAGUUAAGUGGUGAAGCCCACAGACACUUCAAACCUGGAUUCCACAAUUCUACUUUAAGUGCUGGAGUUUUGAUUACUCUGCAGCAGGAAAGCCUUCGCCAAUGCUUACAAGGAACUGUUUAUCCCUUCUUCUCUGGGUCCUAUUUGAUGGAGGUCUCCUAACACCACUUCAACCACAGCCACAACAAACUUUAGCCACAGAACCAAGAGAAAAUGUUAUUCACCUGCCAGGGCGGAGAUCACAUUUUCACCGAGUUAAACGUGGCUGGGUAUGGAAUCAGUUUUUUGUGCUGGAGGAAUACAUGGGCUCCGAGCCUCAGUAUGUGGGAAAGCUCCAUUCUGACUUAGAUAAAGGAGAAGGCACUGUUAAAUAUACCCUAUCAGGAGAUGGCGCUGGCACAGUCUUUACCAUUGAUGAAACCACAGGGGACAUUCAUGCAAUAAGGAGUCUGGACAGAGAAGAAAAGCCUUUUUAUACCCUCCGUGCUCAGGCAGUAGACAUAGAGACCAGAAAGCCCCUGGAACCCGAAUCAGAAUUCAUCAUCAAAGUACAGGAUAUUAAUGAUAAUGAGCCAAAGUUUUUGGAUGGACCUUAUGUUGCUAGUGUUCCAGAAAUGUCUCCUGUGGGUGCCUAUGUGCUCCAAGUUAAGGCCACAGAUGCAGAUGACCCGACUUAUGGGAACAGCGCCAGGGUCGUUUACAGCAUUCUUCAGGGACAACCUUAUUUCUCUAUUGAUCCCAAGACAGGUGUUAUUAGAACAGCUUUGCCAAACAUGGACCGGGAAGUCAAAGAACAAUAUCAAGUCCUCAUUCAAGCUAAGGAUAUGGGCGGACAACUGGGAGGGCUGGCUGGAACCACCAUCGUGAACAUCACCCUCACUGACGUCAAUGACAAUCCACCUCGAUUCCCCAAAAGCAUCUUCCAUUUGAAAGUCCCAGAGUCAUCUCCUAUCGGCUCAGCUAUUGGGAGAAUACGAGCUGUCGAUCCUGAUUUUGGACAAAAUGCAGAAAUUGAAUACAAUAUUGUUCCAGGAGAUGGAGGAAAUUUAUUUGAUAUUAUGACAGAUGAGGAUACUCAAGAAGGAGUCAUCAAAUUAAAAAAGCCACUGGAUUUUGAAACGAAGAAGGCUUAUACGUUUAAAGUGGAAGCCUCCAACCUUCACCUGGAUCAUCGCUUUCACUCUGCGGGCCCCUUUAAAGACACGGCCACAGUGAAGAUUAGCGUAUUGGAUGUGGAUGAGCCCCCUGUGUUUAGCAAACCACUGUACACCAUGGAAGUGUAUGAAGACACCCCCGUGGGCACCAUCAUCGGAGCUGUUACUGCACAAGACCUUGAUGUGGGCAGUAGUGCAGUUAGGUACUUCAUAGACUGGAAGAGUGAUGGGGACAGCUACUUUACAAUAGAUGGCACGGACGGAACCAUCGCUACUAAUGAAUUACUAGACCGAGAAAGCACUGCCCAGUAUAAUUUCUCCAUAAUUGCGAGUAAAGUUAGUAAUCCUUUAUUAACUAGCAAGGUCAACAUAUUGAUUAAUGUCCUAGAUGUCAAUGAAUUUCCUCCAGAGCUCUCUAUGCCCUACGAGACAGCUGUAUGUGAAAAUGCCAAAGCAGGACAGAUCAUUCAGAUAGUGAGCGCUUCAGACAGGGAUCUCUCGCCUGCUGGGCAACAGUUUUCCUUUAGAUUAUCACCUGAAGCUGCCAUCAAACCAAAUUUUACUGUUCGUGACUUCAGAAACAACACAGCUGGAAUUGAAGCCAGAAAGAAUGGCUACAGUCGCAGGCAGCAAGAGUUGUAUUUCCUCCCAGUUGUAAUAGAAGACAGCAGUUAUCCAGUCCAGAGCAGCACAAAUACAAUGACUAUAAGAGUUUGCAGAUGUGAUUCUGAUGGUACCAUCUUGUCUUGUAAUGUGGAAGCAAUUUUUCUACCUGUAGGACUCAGCACCGGGGCUUUGAUCGCAAUCCUACUGUGCAUUGUCAUACUCUUAGCCAUUGUAGUGCUGUAUGUAGCUCUGAGAAGACAGAAAAAGAAAGACACUCUGAUGACCUCCAAAGAAGACAUCAGAGACAACGUGAUCCAUUAUGAUGACGAAGGAGGUGGGGAGGAGGACACCCAGGCUUUCGACAUUGGUGCUCUGAGAAAUCCUAAAGUGAUCGAAGAUAACAAAAUCCGCAGGGAUAUCAAACCAGACUCUCUCCGUUUACCUCGCCAGAGACCAUCCGUGGAAGAUAACACAGACAUAAGGGAUUUCAUUAAUCAGAGGCUACAGGAAAAUGAUGUGGACCCCAGCGCACCACCAUACGACUCAUUGGCCACAUAUGCCUAUGAAGGAAAUGGCUCUACCGCAGAGUCCCUUAGUUCCAUAGACUCCCUCACCACAGAGGCCGACCAGGACUAUGACUAUCUGACAGACUGGGGACCUCGCUUUAAAGUCCUGGCAGAUAUGUUUGGAGAAGAUGAGAACCAUAGCCCUGAUAAAGUCACUUAGAGAAGAAGCAGACUUACAUACAACAGGGAAACUUAUAAACAAAUCUCUCUCUCUCUCUCUCUCUCUCUCUCUCUCUCUCUCUCUCUCUCUCUCUCUCUCUCUCU